This is a messenger RNA of Psilocybe cubensis, 465 nucleotides long. RefSeq lists its product as uncharacterized. The record is from RefSeq and is a predicted model, not a curated record. Bases 1 to 465 code for a protein of 154 amino acids. Lineage: Eukaryota; Fungi; Basidiomycota; Agaricomycetes; Agaricales; Agrocybaceae. The transcript has 4 exons.
AUGGCUUUGAAUAUCUCAUCAGGAUCACGCUACUUUAUUGUCAACACACAAUCCGGGACGGUCAUCGACGUUGCCUCGGAUUUGAAGGUAAAUGGAUACAAACGCGUCGGUGGAGACAACCAACAGUGGGAUAUCACCUACACGGAAGGAGGUUGGCUCAUCAAGAACGUUCAAUUCGGUAAAUAUCUGGGUAUCAGCGACGGCGACCCCAAGGAUGGCUCCGUCGUCAGAAUCUCCUCUGAUGCAUUCAUCUGGCACUUGUGGCCCGACACAGCCCAGGUCACUGCUGGAAGAAUUUGCGUCCCAAGCACGGCGCUCAAUGUUGACCUUGACAAAGGCAGCUUUGACAAUGGAACUGAUAUUAAUGUCUGGGGACGCCACGAAGGAUGGAACCAAGUCUGGCGCUUCGAAAAAGGUAUAUACCCUCUCGAUUCACGACGAAAAUUGACUCAUCAUACUUCUUGA